AUGGCGAUCCGCACGGGGAACAAGCUUGCUCGGACAUUGGUGAUCUGGUGCCUCGCCGACCUGCUGCUGCUCCUGCCGUGCACAGCUCGCCCCAUCUCCGAAACGAGCACCAUCGACGGCAGCCGGAGCAAGCACCUGCCGCUUCGGGGAUCGAUGCUGCGCGGCCCGGAGAGCGUGGCCUUCGACGGCACCGGCGCCGGUCCUUACAGCGGGGUCUCCGACGGCCGCGUCCUCAAGUGGAACGGGUUCGCGCGCGGCUGGUCGACGUACGCGUACAGCCCGGGCUACGACGCCGAGGCCUGCACCGUGUCCAGGGCUCGGCCGGCGGAGCUCACCGAGAGCAAGUGCGGCCGCCCGCUGGGCCUGCGGUUCCACCACCGGUCCAGCAACCUUUACAUCGCGGACGCGUACAAGGGGCUGAUGCGCGUCGGCCCGGGCGGCGGCGAGGCGACGGUUCUGGCCGCGGAGGUCGACGGCGUGCCGCUACGCUUCACCAACGGGGUGGACGUGGACCAGGUCACCGGGGACGUGUUCUUCACGGACAGCAGCAUGAACUACCCGCGGUCGCAGCACGAGAGAGUGACCGCCACCGGGGACUCGUCCGGCCGCCUCAUGAAGUACGACCCCAAGACGGGCCAAGUCACCAUGCUGCAGGCCGGCAUCACGUACCCCAAUGGCCUCGCCAUUAGCGCUGAUAGGACACACCUCGUGGUCGCGCUCACCGGGCCAUGCAAGCUGCUCAGGUACUGGAUCAAGGGUCCCAAAGCUGGCACGUCUGAGCACCUCGCCGACUUGCCGGGCUACCCUGACAAUGUGAGGGCCGAUGGCAGAGGAGGGUUUUGGGUGGCGCUGCACCGGGAGAAGAUGGAGCUGCCCUUUGGUCCGGACAGCCACCUGCUGGCGGUCAGGGUCGGGGCCGACGGGCAGGUGGUCCAGGUGAUGAGAGGGCCCAAGAGCGUGAGGCCGACGGAGGUGGUGGAGAGGGAAAGCGGAAAGCUGUACAUGGGCUCCGUAGAACUACCAUAUGUCGCCGUUGUUAGGGAAUACUAG
Messenger RNA from Miscanthus lutarioriparius, 1050 nucleotides. The record is from the annotation of a GenBank genome assembly. Lineage: Eukaryota; Viridiplantae; Streptophyta; Magnoliopsida; Poales; Poaceae.